AUGCUGCCCACAAUGGAAGGCACCAGCGAGGUUCCUAAGGCCCGCUUUGCUGCAAAAUCUUUGAAGUUCACGCCGCCCUCGUGGCUGUUAAACGGCACAUGGGACUGGCUGGUUGAGUUUGAUGGCGACAUCUCCAUGGACAUGGCGAAGCUGCGGCCGCUGCUGGACAGAUACAGUGACAAGUCCUUGGUCCUCCUGAAGUGGUACUGGAAGGAAUGCCAACCCUGGGACUGCUUCCUGUGGGAGUGUGAGGACAUGCUCCAAAAUCGGAAGGAGUAUGUGGAGACCUCUUACGAGCGCAUCGUGAAGUGGAAGGAGCAGAUGAAGAAACUCCACGAGGACCCGAAGCAUCCUUUUGUCCCUGCGGCCUACUACGAGCUGAGCGUCAUGUUCCGCAACGUUGCGCACGCAAGGGCCGACGAGAUCAAGGACGCAUUCCGGCAGGUGUUAGAGCAAUGUCGCACCAUCCAGCGCGACCAGUUCCUCAUGCCUUUUUUCCUCUGGAACUCCUCAUUGGAACAGGACGUGGCCGCAAUUCCCAUUGACAUGUUGUAUUCUGACUUGAAGUAUUGCAAAGUCGACACCAGAAAUGCCAGAAAUUUGCUGGCGCAUCGAGACGUUCAUGCGAACAGCGACAUCAACGCCACGGGUCGACAAGACUUGGAUGUUGAUACCAUGGAUUCGUGGCCGAAUGAGUUCUCUCCAGAGCUUCACUUCGAGCCGCCGCUCACUGGCCACCCUGAACGGCUGCAGUCGCUGGGCGAGUCUGCAAAUGCUGCGGCCGAUGGCCUUGAAGAGGCAAAGGUCGCCCUUGCAGAGGAGGAUCAGCAGACACGUGACCUACGCAGCGUCGUCACGCGCAAUCAAGAGGCUCUCACGAAGCUGGAAGGCAAGCUCGCGAAUCUCGAGGCAGCCUGUGGCGCGGCCAGUGCAGGUCGUGGGGCGCUUCGAUGCCGCGAGGAGAACUUGCGUCGCGUCUUGGCCAACAACCGUGCAGACUUCCAGCGCCGGACCUCCCUGCUGGCAGAGUGUGGGGACCUCCUGCGACGCAUGAACAACGAGAUCCUCAGCCUCAAGGGCAACGUGCGGGUCUUCUGCCGUUGGCGCCCAGCCCUGUCCGGCCAGGAGGAGGCUUCGGAGACGGUGCCCGUGGAAUUUCGGGAAGACCUGCAAGGGAUCACAGUCUAUGGCACGCCCCAGCUGAAUGUGACGGGUCUAAGCGAGCAGACCAGGUCGUACCGAGCAAUGUGCAGGGGUUUUGGCGACAUGAUAUCCUCAAACGCAGAGCAAGCCGACUCACGUUUUGAGGAAGCCCUAUUUGAGGUGAAGCUGCAUGGCCCUCAUGCGCAAUGGAGGAAAGCCCUGCGCGCGGCCGACGGGUCGGGAACCAUGCGGCUUAGCCUUGCCGCGCCAAGGCUGUCCAAAGAGCAGCUGGCAGAGCUCGAGAAAGCAAAGGCGAAGCGGGAGCUGGACGAGAUCUUCGAGCGGAGUAUCCAUGUGACGUCCUUGAAAGACGAGGACUUUGCGAACGUGCUGGGGCCCGGCUGGAAACAGCAACAUCCCACCAAGAUCGACUUCAGCAGUGAUCGUUACCAGCUGGACACGCUGGAGGGCCCGUCGGGGGGUCUCCUUCACCCCCAGCUGCGCAAGCACAGGGUCCAGCUGGUGGAUGUUUCCAACAGCCACUUGAUGGACAUCUCGGUGUUGAACAAAGCCAACGGUUUCGAUUCGUUGCACACCAUCAUGGCAAGAAAGAACCUGUUGUCUCGCAUUUCGCUGAACCUGCCGAACUUGAUCGAACUGAACCUGGCGUACAACCUGCUCAAGAACAUGCCGAGCCUGGGUCUUCUUCCCUCCCUGGAGGUGCUGAUUUUGUCGCACAACCAGCUCAGCGGCAGUCUUGAGAAUCUGAAGUCCUCCAUGCGCAUCAAGCGCCUGGAUUUGGCGUACAACGAGUUCGACCCACAAGACUGGACCCCCUCGCAGCUCUCGCAAGCGCUGAACGCCAUGAGCCACCUCCGCAGUCUGCAAAACCUCCGGCUCUACCAUAACAAGUUUGUGGCAUGCUUCAAAGAAUACCAGAUCUAUGUGGUGAGCAAGCUGAAGUCUCUGCAGAAGCUGGAUGAUUGCAUCAUCACAAUGGACAUGCGGGAUGAGAUCGAGAGUACGAACCUCUUGGCCCUUGAUGUCUACGAUGUUGCCUUCAAGAAGCGACAGGAGGAGUUGGCACGGAAACAGAGCAAUGCUGGAAUGGGGCUUAAAAUGGGAGCAGGGGUGGGCAAGCUGAAGCUGAUCAUGGAGUCCUUGGAGGAGAUAUUGGAGGAGCCCAGUGCGCUGGCUGCCCGCAUCGGCAUCGUCCGUGAGAAUGCGGCCCUCAGGGCUCAAAGCAGCGGGGCGGAGGCAGUGGGCUUCGACGUCGAGGAGGUAUUUUGGGAUGGCAUGAUGGACCAUGGCAGCUCUGACAAGGAGAUGCAGAUCACAGUAUCCUACAUCCUUGAGCUGAUCACGGCAGUUAUGGAGCGCCACGACACGGCCCGGAACAACUUGGUGGACACUUUAGGCUUCUUGUCGUGCAUUGUCUCAUAUGACCUCGGCAACCGGUGCUUGGACCUGCUCCGACGCAUGAUGCUGAGCAGUGAUCAUUGCCGUGAAGAAGCAGGUCGCGGAGUGAAGACGAUCGUGGUCCCCACACUGCUCGCUUUUGGUGAGGCCGACAUCAACAGUGAGAUCACGAAGACGAUGCUCCUCGGUCUCCUCGAUCUGGUGCAGGAAAAGCAAAUCAGGGAGGAGGUCUGCGACAUUCUCGAGGAGUUGCUCCCUUUGCUGUUGAACUGGUUCCUCCAGGAAGAAUACCUCACCGAGGAUGGCGCUCACAUUGUGAAGCUCCUGGCCUCCAUCACAGUUCCGGAGGAGUACGCCACGAGGGCUGCCACACCUGAACUUGCGGCGAGGACAAUCAUGCACCUGGAGAACAAGGCCUUGUUCGAUAACAUGCGGCUCAGAAGCACCUGGAUCGACGUGCUCCAGAUCUCGCAGAACAUCAUCAUGUACGGCUCGCAGGAGAUCGUGGACAUGUUCUACAAAGCUGCAAGCCACUCCAAGGUCGUGGCUCGCCUCCGCCAGGUGCUCACGGCCACGAAAGGCAUCGGACCUUUUGGAAAGCGGAUCGCUUGUAUUUGUCACUUCGUCUCCGCGAUGAUGCAACGAAGCAAUGCUUCUCUGCAAGAGUGCUGUGAUCCCAUCUGCUUCCAAGACGUUCUCUGCCAGCUUCUACGGUCCCACCUCGUCGACCCACUGAUCUUGGAGGCGGUGACGAAGACUCUGCGGACGAUGCUGGAAGAUCCCAAGGUCUACAAGAAGCAGGCCAUCCGGGUCGUGGAGGAUCUGCGGAAGGUGACACCACUCCUCCAGUUUCUGGGGGGGAAGAAGUAUCCCGAUCUCUACAGGAUGGCCCUCAAGUACUCCGAGGAUCAGUCAGGUGAUGCUCCCCCGUUUGCAGAUCUCGAGAAUGACUGGGUCACCAAUGCCAUGAUCGGCAUUGUGACUUUGGUGGAAUUCUUCGCUGCAGAAGAUGAGAGCAUCGAGGACGACCAGGCCCGGCAGCUGGUGAACGAUGCGAUGAACACCCAGGGGAGAGAGACGAUUCUGCUGAAGCUUCUGGUGAUCCCCUGCGAUGACUUGAAGUUGAUCGUCAUGCGCUGCUUAAGCAAGGUGCCCCUCAGUCAGAUUGAGCCCGAUGAGAUGGGUGCUAUCGUGAAAUGCCUCUCCGACGUGAAGAAUAUCGGAGAAGGGCGCACUGAGGAAAUGCUGGCGUUGGUGGUGCGUCAGCUUGAGCGACUGCUGCUGGCUCCGGGCGACACCGGCCUUGACUUCCGACAGGGCUUCGCCGAACGAGCCGUGGCCGAGUGCAGUGAGAUCCUGAUGGCAAACUCAGCGCGCUCGACGGAUCGCGAGUCAGACGAGUUGGAGAAGCUAGCGCUUUCCUGCGCCAUCGUCAACUUCUACUUCAGAUGCAGUGCCAUUUCAUCCCUCCGAAGCUGCUUGAGGAAUCCCACCAUCGAUGCCAUGUUCCCUCGAAUCAUGAAGUUCGAAGAGGAGCUCCACAGCCCCUUGGCUGCUGAUGUGCGGCUCGAGCAGACCUGGCUGGGAAGGUCCCUGGAGAACCUGCUGCAGUGCUUCCAGGGAGGCAAAGUGCUCGUUCGUGGGAAGAAGGUGACGAUCCGAAUCCUUGCCCAGAUGGCCGAUGUCAUAGAAGGGCGCUCCUCCUAUGAGGAGCGGAGCCGCCGCCGCAGGAUGCGCACAUUGAAGGAGGUGGCAGCGGCGGAGGCGAAGAUGUGGGAUGUGCAGGACGUCCAAAAGGCGCAGAGGUUCUUGGACAACCAGGAGUUCGAAGACCGGAUUGCACAGGCGCAACAGUUUGUUAGUGCUGGCGGCCCCGCUCGAUUGCAGGACUUCCUGCUCGACCUUGCCGCGAAGGAGCGGGAGGAGUAUUACAUCGACCAGUAUCUGAAGGCUGGGGACAAGCCUGGCGCGAUUCUGAUAGAGGCCGAGGCGAAGAAGGCCGCAAUGCUCGAGAAGAUGGGGGAGGCUACGGCUCAACUGGCCUCGUCCGUCGCAACCGAAGAAUCCGUGACGGUGGUAGGUGUUACAGGGCUGCCAGCCUGGCUCGAGGAUACAUCCUUGGAAAGCUACCUGGCAGAGCGUGUACAAGGUAAUCUGCAGAACUUUGGCCUGAUUCAGGGUCGAGUGGCGGUCCAGUUUCAGGCUACGGAGCCGGAUGUUGACAGCCCUUCGGAAUCCUACGACGAGAUGCCUCAUCAGGGCGUCUGCUUCAGCAUGCAAUUGGACUCCGGUGGCCAGUGGCCAGUCGUGAGGUCCAUCAAUGUGGACUGCAGGAUCCAAGAAGCCGGCUCUUUCAUCAACCUGGGUGUAAGCACCAGCACCAGCACAACCGUGUCCGACUGGGCUGAGGACGUAUGGUCAGCUCGCCGACACUGGGAGCAGAGGUUGUUGUCCGGGCUAUCUGCCUACAUAAGGAGGCGAGAGAAGGAGGAGACUCCUGUGGACUCGCCGUUGUCGUCCUCCGUCUGGAACUUCACGUCCGAAAAUUACAACCCCAAGCGCCAGACGAUCAGAGACACUGAAGAAUCGGUUUGGAGGCUAUACGGGCCAAAGGCUUUGGGCCAGCUGCUGUCAGAGCUAAUCCUGAAUUGUGCCGUGAAGAUCGCGGCAAGGUUCCUGGAAGGUACACUGCUGGAUGUGCUGACGACCCUGCCUUUCUGGCCGGUUGGCCCCUUGAACUUCGAGGAGCACUUUCCACCAUUGUCGAAGCAAGACAUGUAUGUCGACUCAGACAAGCAAUUCUGUCCCGACCUGUUUUUGAGACUGGCGGCAGUGGUGUGGAAAGCAGCCUCUCAGGGCAUGCAAACGUUGGAUCUUGCUCUUUGGGAGCUGCGACAGCGCGGCAUGCCUUUAGUAAAACUAGCACUGCACACGCCGGUGCUGUACAAGUCUGGCGGGAGGCAUCGCAGUCUGUCGGGUCCGCUUCUGAUGUUCGUCGUGGAUCAGAUGAACAAGAAAGAGUUCGCCACAGACUUGGUGCAUUCUUUGAUAGCAAGCUCUGCAGACCCCAAUGCGGAGUAUGUCCUUUUCCCAACCGGCAAGCAGAGGGCAAUUGGAAGGUUCCCUCUCUUGUGCCUCGCGGGGAAUCGGCGAGCCCACAACCUGGCUGAAGCUUUUCUACGUCACGGGGCAGAUGUCAAUUGGGAGAUCACGCUAAACUAUUUCCCUCAUGGUGGCCAUGCGUUGUGGAGCGCGGUUUGGGGGAGCGACUAUGGCAUGAUCCGGCUACUGCUGAGCUUCGGCGAGGCCGAUGUGAAUGUAAGAGCCUGGCAUCCAGAUGCUCCGCCGUUGACAGGGCAGGCGAGGCACUUGCCGCUUCUGUCAUUGGCGUCCACUGCCUUGGACUCAGAACAUGUACACCUCUUGCUCGAGUGUAAAGCCGACAUUCAAGAGGAGCUGUCGCCUACAUUUGCUGCCUGUCACGCUGAAGUGACCCGGUUAUUGGCAAGCCACGUAGCCUAUAGCCACCCCCAGGCAAUUGUGCACAGGUGUGAUGAACUGCAGGGCACCUGUGGCGUCUGGAUCGACUGGGUGUUUCAAGAAAUAGCUGGUGACAUCACUUCCAAGCGGCUAUUUCGCUCUGCGUUGUCAGCUGCCAGUGACGAUUUGGACUUGCACAGGUCUUUCAUGGCAUUUUUGUGUGACUUAAUCCAGCGCCUACCGACGGCUGCGGCCGAGCUGCUGGACAAGAUCUGCCUGCAGAGCCCGCAUGUCCAGGAACCGGGCCGACAUCCGUUGAGAACGAGAUGCCUCUUCCAGGCACACGAGCUGCACACGGCUUACGUUGCAGAGACCAAAUGGGCACCAGACGGCACUAAAUUUCAAAAUACACUGGCGCCGCCUGCACGCCAAGCUGGAGAAAGGUAUUGUGGGCUUUUUCCAACUAUGCGGCAAGUGGAGUUCUGCGACAUACAACUAGUCGGCAUUCCAGGCCUUGUUGAUGAGCGUGUUCUACUGUCGCUUCAGACAUUGGAAUGGGAAACGCUUGUGAAGAUGCUCACGGGGAGCAUCGUCUUCCAAGCUUUGGUGGAACACAUGUGGAAAGCUGGCAUGCGAAAGACACACUACAUGCAAGCAGCAACGUCGGUGAUUCAAUUCUGUUGUUUGCUGAUCUGGUGGCAAAGGACCGAGACUGGUGUGAUGGCUUCGUGCUGGGCGGUAUUUGCAGGAUCCGUCGGUUUCCAGCUGUCGAACAUCCUGCUUCUAAUUCACGCGCGCAAGGUCCCUUUGCUGCGGCGUGUCAUCCACGCUGGUAUGGGCGUACAUUUGGUGGCUUCCGGCUGGUUGGCGUGGGAUGAGACCCCGCGAGAUGAUUACAAGUCAUCCAUGGCCGUCAACGUAGUUGCGGUUGUUGUAUCCAUUGUAUACAACUGUCGUGUGCUCCAACCGUUUGGCAUACGAGUCGGCCAGAGUAUCUUGCCAAUCCUGAACUCUGUUGGCAGGCGUGAAUUCGCGGCGAUGGCGAUGCUGAUGUUCGUUACUCUGUUCGCCACGCUCUUGUAUGUGUGCAUCGAGUUCGACACAGACGCAGCAGGCUUUGCUUCAGCUGCUUUCCAGACAUGGCAAACACUCAUUGUGGGUGAGCCAACGCUGGUCGAUGCCAGUGACAGCAAUACAAACGUGAUCAGGUAUCUGGCAGUGUCUUUGUGCUUCUUUGCCUGCAACACCGUGCUCAUGAACAUUCUCAUAAAUGUCACUGGCUCCGUCUAUCUCCAAGAGACGGCAAAUGCCGUGGGCAGCUUGCAGGCAGAGAGGCUUCGCAUUUGCGUAGAGGCUGUGGCGGGAGCUCACUUUACUCGGUGUGCAGUUUUCAUAGAAUGUCUUGCAGGAUGGGGUCUUUGGCUGAUCCUAAUUCUCGCAGCUUCGAACAUAUGGAAUGCGUUGAACAUAUUGAUUGCUAUGGCUUGCUGGCUUGUUGGCUUCUGCUUACAGUGGCAUGUGGCACGGCGAGCAGCUGCCGCCAUGGACAACUUCGAAGCAUCGUCUCAUGCGUUGGAGCCUGGGGCUUUGCGGUAUCUUUGGAUCUGCCGGCCAACAGACCACGCAGAAGUCCAUGCCUCCAGCAGGCAUCGCAGUAGCCGGAGUCCAAGAGCGGGCGAGCGCAGCCCCAUGGCUCAGGUUCAAGCUCUUAAGUCAAGGUUCGACCGGCAGCCCCAUAUUCAGUUCAUGGCAGACGACAUGAAGUCCACAGUUUCGCUUUGA
Molecule: messenger RNA, 7824 nt
Organism: Symbiodinium necroappetens
Lineage: Eukaryota; Dinophyceae; Suessiales; Symbiodiniaceae
Source: the annotation of a GenBank genome assembly